UCUUUUUUUUUUUAAGAUUUUAUUUAUUUAUUUGAGAGAGAGAGAGAGAACACGAGCAGAGAGGGGAGGGGCAGAGGGAGAGGGAGCAGACCCCCUCCUGAACAGGGAGGCCCGGAUGAUGCGGACGAUGCGGGGCUCCAUCCCAGGACCUUGGGAUCAUGACCUGAGCUAAAAGCCAUUCUUAGCUCGAGGGCUGAAGGUUGGAUUUGGCCCGAGGGGCUGCCGUUUGCUGACCCCGUCUCAGACCUGCCCUGUCCAGCGGGGUACCCGCCCGGCGCCCUGCGGCUACCAGGCACUUGAAAUGUGGUGGGUUCACACAAGGAGCUGAAUUUAAAAUGUUCUUCAUUUUACUUAAUUUAAAUGUAAAUGCCUGACAAGUGCUCUGUGCCCCCCAGUCGACAAGCAGCUCUGAAGGACUCGAGGCCGUGGCAGCCCCCACCUACCAGCCUGUGGCUGGCAGGCCUCUCUCAGCGCUGUGGCAUUUCAAGGGCCGCCCGAGGGCAGCUGGGCCCCAGCCAUCUCCUCUCUGGCUGCAGGAAGCGCUUCAAGUGCCCUGUCCCUAAUUGUUUUUAUUUGUUGCAAGAGGCAGGCCUCCGCUGUGGGCCACCCAGGCCCCAGGAGCACCAAGGCCUAUGUACUCUGAGGCUCAGGGGCGGGAUGGGGGGGGAGCACUGGUUGCUGUGGUAACACCUGGACCCCACCCCUCCAUCUGUGUACUGAGAAUCAGCAGCCUGCUUUUGUGAGGAUAGACACAAAAUAGAGAGGCGAGGAGUGAGCUAAGAGGGAGCGAGGACAGAGAAAUGCAGUAAAGGUCUUACACCCGGCGGAUCUCCAGCACAGCCAAAAGAAAAUAAUCGCGGAGAUUUCUGAGUGCUCGCUAGAAAAGGGCCAUCGUGAGCUUUCAACAAAUGACAACCCAUUUUGCGGAACAGGAAAACUGAGGCUCAGAGGAACGAUGAUUUAAUGUAGUCAGGGAGUCGUCCAACCGCAGAGCUGUGUUCUGAACCAUCUCCAUGUCCUGGGAAGGGACCGGGAGCCCCAGACUCCGCAUGUGAGUCUGUGACAUGAUUUCCCUCGUGGGCCUCAGUCAUCCCAUCUGUAACAUGGAGGGAGGUGAGAACCAGACUGGAACUCCCCACCCUGAAGGGUUGUGCACCAGGAGCCCAUUGGUUCCACAUCCGCCCCAGCUUCCUGCCAGACCCCGUCGUACUCAUGGGCCCGUUCCUUUAGUGCGACGGUUAAGAGCCGGGUGUCUGGGGGCGCCUGGGUGGCUCAGUCGGUUAAGCAUCUGCCUUUGGCUCAGGUCAUGAUCCCAGGGUGUUGGGAUCGAGUCGCGUGUCAGGCUCCCUGCUCAUCGGGGAGCCUGCUUUUCCCUCUGCCUUUGCCCCUCUCCCUGCUCAUGCUCUCUCUCUCUCUCUCAAAUAAAUAAUUAAAAUCUCGAAAAAAAUGAAAAAAGAGCUGGGUGCCUGAGUCUCGCAGAUCUGGAUGGGGGUCCCGGUUCUGGAAGUCCCCUGGGGGUCAGCCGGCGGACAGUCUUGGCGAGGGGCCACAAGGGCUGGAACCCAGCAAUGAGAGUGCCCAGGGGAGAUGCGAGCCCCGCCGGCCCCCCGCUGACCUGUCGCUGAAGCAGGCUCGCCACCCCAGGCCCAGCAUGCGCCUGUCGGUGCGGAGGGCGCUGCUGGUGGCCGGCUGCGCCCUGGCCCUCGUGCUGGCGGUCCAGGUGGGGCAGCAGGUGCUGGAGUGCCGCGCGGUGCUGGGGGGCCUGCGCAGCCCGCGGCGGGUCAUGCGUCCGGAGCAGGAGGACCUGGUGAUGGUGGGCGCGGACCACGUGGAGUACCGCUACGGCAAGGCCAUGCCGCUCAUCUUCGUGGGCGGCGUGCCCCGCAGCGGCACAACGCUGAUGCGCGCCAUGCUGGACGCCCACCCCGAGGUGCGCUGCGGCGAGGAGACGCGCAUCAUCCCGCGCGUGCUGGCCAUGCGCCAGGCCUGGUCCAAGUCCGGCCGCGAGAAGCUGCGGCUGGACGAGGCAGGCGUGACGGACGAGGUGCUGGACGCCGCCAUGCAGGCCUUCAUCCUGGAGGUGAUCGCCAAGCACGGUGAGCCGGCGCGCGUGCUGUGCAACAAGGACCCCUUCACGCUCAAGUCCUCCGUGUACCUGUCGCGCCUGUUCCCCAACUCCAAGUUCCUGCUGAUGGUGCGGGACGGCCGGGCGUCCGUGCAUUCCAUGAUCACCCGUAAGGUCACCAUCGCGGGCUUCGACCUCAGCAGCUACCGUGACUGCCUCACCAAGUGGAACAAGGCCAUCGAGGUGAUGUACGCCCAGUGCAUGGAGGUGGGCAAGGACAAGUGCCUGCCCGUGUACUACGAGCAGCUAGUGCUGCACCCCCGGCGCUCCCUCAAGCUCAUCCUGGACUUUCUGGGCAUCGCCUGGAGCGACGCCGUCCUGCACCACGAGGACCUCAUUGGCAAGCCCGGUGGUGUGUCCCUGUCCAAGAUUGAGCGAUCCACAGACCAGGUCAUCAAGCCUGUGAACCUGGAAGCGCUCUCCAAGUGGACCGGCCACAUUCCCGGGGACGUGGUGAGGGACAUGGCCCAGAUCGCCCCAAUGCUGGCUCGGCUCGGCUAUGAUCCCUAUGCAAACCCGCCCAACUACGGCAACCCUGACCCCAUCGUGAUCAACAACACACACCGGGUCUUGAAAGGAGACUAUAAAACACCAGCCCAUCUGAAAGGAUAUUUUCAGGUCUUUGCUGUUCCUUCUACCAGGAAUGCUUUUCCAGCCAGGCCUUUGUGUGCCUCGCCUCAUUUGCAUCUUUUAGAUCUCAGCUUAUGGGACGUUUUCCAACACCAGCAACCAGUUCCUGAUUCUCCAAGCACCAACUGGAUUUCAGUUUGCGCAGUGACGCCCAGAGUUCGUGUCAGACCCCACAGGAUAAGGUGAACCAGAACAGCACCUCCUCCCACUUAGGAAGCUCAUGAUUUCCAGAUCUCUGCAGAUUGUUGCCGAGAGGAGAAGACACUUGGCAUUCGAGUGGAAAUCGGACCUCUAAUCCAAGCAUAUUGCUUGCUAUUAAUCGCCAAAACAGGACUGCUAAUGAGGAAUGUAUUUGCAUAUGUUUGCAAAAGCUGCAUCACUGAAAACUUAACCUGGAGACUCUCUACCUUUGGACGCCCCUGAGGUGGAGAGCCAAGGGUGUGGCAGUAGUCCGGCUUUUGAAACUUAGGUAUUUUUUAAUCUUUCCCCUCAAGAACUUUUUUUUAAAGAAAUGGAUUUGCCAUUUUUCUUAAUUUGCAGGUCUGCCUUGGUGGCUUUGUUUGCGGGGACAAGGCCCACACCUGUGCCUCUCCUAUUGACCCUUACUUUUCAAUUCAAAGAAUCUAUUUAAGAAUUUAAUAUAUGAGGUUUUCUUUGAUUCUUCCUCAGUUCUACUCAGAUUCAGAGAACAAAGAAUUAUUUGAAUAAAGUGAAUAGGGACUCAUUUGUCUGUGCCUGA
Molecule: messenger RNA, 3494 nt
Organism: Zalophus californianus (California sea lion)
Lineage: Eukaryota; Metazoa; Chordata; Mammalia; Carnivora; Otariidae
Gene: TPST2
Product: tyrosylprotein sulfotransferase 2
Exons: 8
Coding region: 1652-2941 (429 amino acids)
Biological process (GO): peptidyl-tyrosine sulfation
Cellular component (GO): Golgi apparatus
Molecular function (GO): protein-tyrosine sulfotransferase activity
Source: RefSeq, a predicted model, not a curated record